This is a messenger RNA of Pseudozyma flocculosa PF-1, 1068 nucleotides long. RefSeq lists its product as uncharacterized. Lineage: Eukaryota; Fungi; Basidiomycota; Ustilaginomycetes; Ustilaginales; Ustilaginaceae. Gene Ontology annotation, biological process: intracellular signal transduction; protein phosphorylation. Gene Ontology annotation, molecular function: ATP binding; MAP kinase activity. The transcript is spliced from 5 exons. The record is from RefSeq and is a predicted model, not a curated record. Gene Ontology annotation, cellular component: nucleus; cytoplasm. The coding region runs from base 1 to 1068 and encodes 355 amino acids.
AUGUCUUCCACGCAGGCGGCUCAGCAGGCCGCGCAACAGGCCUCGUUCCGCGUAGGAGAGACGUACAAGAUCGUCGACGUCGUCGGAGAGGGCGCCUACGGUGUCGUGUGCUCUGCUAUCCACGUCCCCUCGAGCUCCCGCGUGGCCAUCAAGAAGAUCACGCCCUUCGAUCACAGCAUGUUCUGCCUCCGCACCCUCCGCGAGAUCAAGCUGCUCCGCCACUUCAAUCACGAAAACAUCAUCUCCAUCCUCGACAUUGUCAAGCCCAGCGACUACGACAGCUUCCAGGAGGUCUACCUGAUCCAGGAGCUCAUGGAGACGGAUAUGCACCGCGUCAUCCGGACCCAGGAGCUCUCCGACGACCACUGCCAGUACUUCAUCUACCAGACGCUGCGCGGUCUCAAGGCGCUCCACUCGGCGCAGGUGCUCCACCGCGACCUCAAGCCCUCGAACCUCUUGCUCAACGCAAACUGCGACCUGAAGAUCUGCGACUUUGGCCUCGCCAGGAGCGCAAACCAGCCAGAGGCAGAGGGGACGGGCUUCAUGACGGAGUACGUCGCAACGCGGUGGUACCGUGCACCCGAGAUCAUGCUCACGUUCAAGGAGUACACAAAGGCAAUCGACGUGUGGUCCGUCGGCUGCAUCCUGGCCGAGAUGCUGUCGGGCAAGCCGCUCUUCCCCGGCAGAGAUUACCACCACCAGCUGUCGCUCACCCUCGAGAUCCUCGGCACACCGUCGCUCGACGAUUUCUACGCCAUCACCUCGACGCGGUCGCGCGACUACAUCCGCGCGCUGCCGUUCCGCAAGCGCAAGAACUUUUCCCAGAUGUUUCCCAACGCCAACCCGCUGGCCAUCGACCUGAUGGAGCGCUGCCUCACCUUCAGCCCGCGCAAGCGCAUCACGGUCGAGGAGGCGCUGGCCCACCCGUACCUCGAGCCGUACCACGACCCCGAGGACGAGCCGACGGCCGAGCCCCUCGAUCCGAGCUUCUUCGACUUUGACUACUGCAAGGAGCAGCUCAGCCGGUCCGAGCUCAAGCGCCUCAUCUACAACGAGAUCAUGACCUGA